UCUCCUUUUCGGACGCCGACUCCUUGAUGCGGCUGCGACCGCUAAGGCGUUCGCCGAAUCGCUUGCCGUCCACUUCGAGCCACACUGACUGGCUGCUAACGCUGAAUCAACAAGAAAGCUGUCUGCGUGUCCGUCUGGCUUUCAGUUUGCGUCCGGUAAGUUAACUUCGUACCAGUCGACUUCACCAUGCUGCUAAGUGCUCUACUCCCUAAGCCAAGGCUCCAUCCAUUGCCGGUCAGUCUGUUGAUCCAUUUGCCGUCCACCAGACGAUCAGCGCUCGUCAUCUGGCCGUCUUGCUGGCGCAGCCACACUGUGAAACGGGGAAGCCCGCAGCCAACGCCGCUAACGACGACGAAGAAAACGACAUAGCCUGCAGUAAGAUUUACAUUCCGGCCGAUAGACGGCGCAGCGGGUCUUCUCGGCCCGAUACAUUUUCAGAAGCCUGCCAAGAGAGGAAACUAGUACGGUGACGAAGACUUCGUGGCAGUUGCUGUGAAUGCGACUACAGACAACGGCGAAAGGCAGCGGGAGAACAAGCGCUUUGGGUACGGACCCACUGGUGGUCGUCACAAAGGCAAACGGCUAUAGACGGCACUACGGCGGCAGGGCAGCCUCGGGGAUUGAGUGCUUUGGUGGUCGGAGGACACUGGUGAGAGUUGUUGUUGUCGUUGGCAGGUAGGCAACCAAGCUGGAUUGUGGCAGAUAGGUCGCGAAGGGAGGAGAUUUAAACAAGGAUUCGGACCUCUCGACACAGUCGGAGUGAUGAACAGUUAGAGAAACAAACACAGAAAUAGUGCUGCUGUUGGGCUCUGGUCACAGCUUCGCGUUCUCUAACGGUUCGCAGCAGUUAGAGGUCGCAGCCGGAGGAGAAUAGUAAACAUCUCCUGCUAUUGUGCCGAGUCUCGGAUGUGCUAGAACGAAAGCGUGAAGAGGCUGUGAAAGAAGAUACGAUCGAAAAACGAGACAAGCAUAGGAAGGGGUUGUGUCCUUGUGGUGAAUACGAAAAAAGCGGUGUAUUACAAUACGGUGAGAGGCAGUAUUUGUAUGCGAUUUGUGUAGCCGGUAAGGUAUAAGAGCACGAGGUGAAAUAUUAUAAGGAGGCACUCUAAUAUAUGUUGUGAAUCUCUGUGACGAAAGCCUGUAGGUGGUGAGAGGCACGACGUUCGCGAUCUAGCGAAUUCGAUUUUUCACGAAUUUCGUGUUAGUUUGCCCGGCAUUAUCAUGUGCUGCUCGGCGGUUACCUUGUCGCUGGCGACCAUCACCGCAGUCCUGGGACUUCUCUGCCUAACCGUUGCGUUUGGUACCGAUUCAUGGAUGGAGAUUCGCGUCAACCGAACUUUUGUUCGAAACUCGCUAACGAAGGACACCGAUGAAUAUCGUUCGUUCGAGACCCAGCUCGAGUAUUUCUCGAGGGAUGUUGGCCUACUAAGGAUAUGUUUCCCGGACAAGCGACCUAAAACAAUGAACACCUACAUGUCACCGCUACAGACCGACUGUGUUAACGUUAACUAUUACAUCCCUGAGGAUGAGGUAUCCGACCAGUUUUCAGAACAGCGUUGGGAAAGACUGCAUAUGGCGCGGUCCUGCGUUGCCCUCUUUAUCGUGUCCUUCUUUUUAUCUUUCCUCUCGUUCUGGACAGGCAUCGCGGGCUGUUGGAAAAGGUCCUACUCGAAUAUAAUCGCUACCGGUCUCCUGCAGAUCCUGGUUGCGCUCGUUGCCGGAGGAGCCAUGGGUCUUUGGCAUGGAGUGGAGUAUUACGACUACAAGAAGCUUCACGAUAAUCUCAGCUAUUACGCAUGGCCAGCGAUCCUGCGUCGCCCCGGGGUAACCCUGUUUUUCUACGGUUGGUCAUACAUGCUGGCCUGGCUAGGUGUGGCCUUCAGCUUCUUGACUGGGGUCCUUUUCCUCGGCUCAUCUCACUGCCUCCGUCGCGAGAAAGACAACGAGCAGGCAAAGAACAUGCAAUAUCUAAUGCCGGUAUAUCCUGACAAGCGGCAGCCAUACUCAGGAUACGGUUACGCCGCUUAUCCUGGGCCCUACCCACCAUAUCACCCGGGCUCGCAGUAUAGCAAUCCUUACGGAUACUAAAUGCUUGGAACAUAAUUAUAAGGCUUCGUCAUCAAAUGGCAGUGUACUCAGGCAUCGGUCAAAUAACCUCAUUUGGUAGGAAUGCUUAGUACCCUGUCUAACAGCGAGGGCUGUUGUUUUGCUUCCAGUUCAUGUCAAAUUUGCGUUAGAGACAUCGAUAUUAAUUGCUGAAGAGACAUAUCUUCUACAUGUAUGUAAAUUAGCGGACUGUGGCUGUCGAAACCAACUAGCGUUGGCAGAAGUUAUACCGUUAGCCCUUCAUUGCUCCCACUAUUGUGUAACAUUUCCUUAAUCUAAGACCAACGCUGAUUAAUGCAGACGAUAUAGAGCGCGCUAGCAUCAAUAAAAAGAGCAAAAUAAAAAGAGAGAAACAGAAAAAACGGAAGGGAAACGUCGAGCGCAGAGAAGACUCCAGGCUAAUCUAUUGAUUUGCUUGCCAGGUGCGAACGAAUGGACAAAGAUAGCUUAUGCAAGCCCCACACAGCCGUUGAGUAUCGUUGCAAACAGCGUCCCCUAGUCUUACCCAAUAAAACUACUGCGUUUUAUGUAUAGGUCCAGGUAUUUUGCGCACCUGUUUUUACGUUGGACAGACCCUUCGGAUGUUUAGCUUUUUCAAAGUAUUGUGCCUAACAGCUUUCGCUAUCGUUGCUCGAUUGCCACACGUUUCAUGCUCAUUCUUAUUUGAUAUCGGGACUAUUUGUUACAGUGAGCAAGUGCAUUUGUCGUAGGGUAGUAUGCAUAGAAUCACCAGUACACGUGUAUAUGUAUGACAGAGUACGACCUGCACGUUCGGGCAGGAGGAGGCAAUGCAGACAUUUUCGAAUGGCUGACGACGGUUGUCCAAGCCAUUGUAACAAAACUGAGUGUCUACCCGAUUCGUUUGAAACGAAUGAAAAAUGAUACAUUAGUUGGACAUGAAGUAUUAUCCUUAUUAUUACUAUUAUUAUUAUAGCAUGUUGUUAUAUUUGCUAAUUGGUGGUUGAUUCUAAACGUACGAAUCCGAUCAACGUACGUGCUCUGACCAUGAGACUUACAGGGAGCGUUUGAGAGAAAAACUGUCCGAAGGGGGCAUAGACUAGCCUUAAUAUUUGACCACUAAAAUAUAAUACUUGUGAGCCUGGCUAGAAAUUGACUGCACACUUUUUUUGGUUCAUUCGUUGCCCAUCGAGGGCAUAAAUGUGCAUAGCAUGUACAUACAAAUAUAAUAUUAAGCUAGUGUAGCAAUCUUCGCAAAACGGAAUCAUAGUCGUUGAAGUAGAAUAGUAAAAGGCUGAACCAUAUAUAUAUAUAUAUAUAUAUAUAUAUAUAUAUAUAUAUAUAUAUAUAUAUAUAUAUGUAUGUGUGUAAUGUAUGUAAGAAUGUACUUCAUUCCGGCGCGGAAUGGCCAUAAUGGUGAGUGGUAGCUCUGGGGUAUCCGAGCGUGUUGAUGACAUCGAGUAUUGGUUAAACCAGUUAUUGUACCCAGAUAAAUCAAGCCGGACAAUGAUCCCCUGCUCUUUCAGUGCUCACAAGGCCAACAAUAAGAAAAACGCGUACUGUUUGUUGCUAUUAAGCAAAGAGGAAAGGACACAGCGUUACCUAUUUAAACCGAGAAAUUGUAAAAGUAACAUUAAAAAACGAGCACGUUCAUUUUGAUACGCCUACUACUUUCACAUCAUCAAACAUAGUCUUCGAUAAGUCAUUUUUUUUUAACUCAUAUAAGGAUUAGACUGUGCGUCGGUCCUAUUUAUAACCCAAUCUUUUACAUUCGGAUAGUUAGGACCUUAAAUUCGAACGUUCAGCAGAGUAAAAAUUGCUCUAGGCUUCUAUAACUAUUGAUUUUUUUCGUGUUGUCUAUCGUCGGAACGUCAAUUUUUUUAUAGUGAGUGUCCGCCAUACAUGAUACAUCGAUGAAUUAGAUGAAAAUUGAUCGAUAACUUCAAAUUGUUUAAUAAGAUUUUUCUUAACUUAGGUAGACUGCUUCGAAGCAUCCCGUUACGUCUAUUCAAAUUACCAUCGAUAGUAUUUAUAGCUUCUGUAACGCGUUUGUAUUUCCAUGGGACCAAUGCGCAACCAGCUCCCUUCAUAUUUAGAAGGGGGCAAUUGUCGAUCUGUCGCAGUACAACGACACUUGUUAAUGGUAUUACCACUAAUACGCUAAUACAUGAUAUAUAUAAAAAUAUCCUAUAGCCUCGUUAGGUCUAACCUUGACUUGUUUCGGAGUGAUACGAUUGUAUCUCGGUUUGAUUAGGAACUAAGAAACAGCUCCAUAUCUAAUAUGGCCACUAUAGGAUGUUGGCUAUCCAGCGUAUGCUCGAAGCAACGAACGGGAAAUCCCCUAUAAGGUUUUUACUUUCUAUUAUUAUUAUUAUUAUUAUUAUUAUAUAGGUAUACAUAAUAAAUAAUUACAUAUGCCUAAUGCUCAUAUCUAGUAAGAAUGAUGACGGUAUGCCUGCGUGCGGUGAGGCUUUCAUAGAUAAAGUAACGUCGGUUGAUUGAAUAAAUUGCCCGGCACGAUUUGUCCGUUCAGUGA
This is a messenger RNA of Varroa destructor (honeybee mite), 4600 nucleotides long. Its product is annotated as claudin domain-containing protein 1. The record is from RefSeq and is a predicted model, not a curated record. Gene Ontology annotation, cellular component: membrane. NCBI's taxonomy places the organism in Eukaryota, Metazoa, Arthropoda, Arachnida, Mesostigmata, Varroidae.